Aspergillus luchuensis is the source of this 927-nucleotide messenger RNA. RefSeq names its product NUDIX hydrolase. NCBI's taxonomy places the organism in Eukaryota, Fungi, Ascomycota, Eurotiomycetes, Eurotiales, Aspergillaceae. The record is from RefSeq and is a predicted model, not a curated record. The coding region runs from base 1 to 927 and encodes 308 amino acids. The transcript is spliced from 2 exons.
AUGUCCAAUGAAAUGAACACUCUUGAGCUUGCGGGCUGUCCUGGCCAUGACAUUCCUAUCAGUUCCAUUGAGCUUUGGUGUGUACAUGGGGAUUGUGACUACCACUGGCUAAUCACCUAUACUCAUCCUUCCGGGAGCACGACAAGUGUGAGCCGGGAGAAGAACAUCUCAAUAAAGUGGAUUCAAGACAUUCCACGUGAGAAAGCUAUCGCCACCAUCAUCUUCCCGGUCACGUAUAAGUGCCCGGACCUCAGAGGUAUUGCAUCUCACAUAUGGAAUUCAUAUGAAGAUUGUGACUACAGAUGUACCGAGUUCGUAUAUGUUUUGCUCUGGGACUACAAGCGCCGGGAAUUUAUCCGUGAUACAGAAGACCAAGUGCAAAAUCUCCUGUGUCGAAUGGAUGCAGUGCAGGAAGAAAUGUCGGCUUUUCAAGUCCCGCAACACCUCGAACAAUUCCGCCGCCCCCUUUCUGAAGCACCGUCUGACUUGGAAGUUGGAGUCCUCAUCUUUUCACCUUUGAAGGAUCGCGUGCUUCUCGUCAAGAGGUCGGAGAGAGUCAGCCACAAAGACACCUGGGAAUGUCCUGGUGGGGCCGUCGAGCGGAGCGACAAGUCUAUUGUGCAUGGUGCUGUUCGUGAGUGUCGUGAGAAGAUCCAACUUCAUAUUUCUGCUUUUCUUGAUGUCAUGCAGGACGUGUGGCCGAAAGGAAACCGACAAGUGUGCAAGUUCAUAUUUAUUGUGAACGUGCACGAGAGCAAAGAGCCUGAGCAACUGUUGACAAAGGUAGUACUCAAUCCUGCCGAGCACCAACAAUUCCGGUGGGCGACGCGAAUGGAGAUAGAAAACAUGGGUGCAGCUCUGUUUUUACCAAAACAAAAAGGCAUCAUACUGGAUGCUUUUGAAUUCCUGGGGACUCUGGGCUGGUAG